Messenger RNA from Cucurbita moschata (crookneck pumpkin), 1574 nucleotides. RefSeq names its product protein YeeZ-like. The coding region runs from base 476 to 1546 and encodes 356 amino acids. Lineage: Eukaryota; Viridiplantae; Streptophyta; Magnoliopsida; Cucurbitales; Cucurbitaceae. The record is from RefSeq and is a predicted model, not a curated record. The transcript has 9 exons.
UCCGACUAUCCUGACGGCGACGACUAUAUUCAGGCGGCCUUGGACACGACCGGAUCUGCAACGAGCGGUCCAGCCACGCCUGACGCGCCCGGAGACCAGCGUGGUUUCCAGCGGCUGCGAGAUUCACCCACGCAAGGAUUUCUCUGUGACAUUGACUGUAGUGGUGGCGCGAACACCAUUCGACCGCACCACGCACGAUUUUCAGAUCAGUUACCAACGCGUUUUGAUUGCAAGACUCGAACAGUAGCGGCGCGGCCGUGUCUCCGACGUCCGACCAUCUAACGGCGAGGUUCCCCUGCUCGAGUAGGGAGGAUCCUUCGCAAGCGGACCACGAAUUGCUUCAUUUUCGUAAUCCACACUCGAACGACCUCAAAUUGAAUUACACAUUUUCUACAGAGUUCAGAUUUGUGAGUUCAAACUCAUUAAUUUUUUUGUAGGUACGAAGAACUAGGAUUGCUUUGUUCAGCUUUGCCAAAUGAAUGCCUUGUGUUGGAAUCAUCCAACAAUUUCUCUGAAAGGCAGCAAAAUUUUUGAGAAUUAUGGUUUCAUUAGACUCGAAUCGAUGCCACAUUUUCACCAUGUAGCUGCAUUGAAGAUUUCAAAUUCAGAAUUGAAACCAUCGCCAUUGAAAGUCGAGAAUCGGAUGUUUAUCUUAGGGAUGGGUUUCGUUGGACGGUUCUUCGCGCAAGAACUAAAGAAGUUGGGAUGGGCUGUUUCUGGGACAUGUAGAAACCUUGGGCAGAAGAUGGAACUGGAGGAAAGGGGUUUUGAUGUUCAUAUUUUUGAUGCAAAUAAUCCAGAACCGGGCGCUCUAAAAGCAAUGAAGUAUCAUACUCACCUUCUCGUUUCGAUUCCACCAGAUGUGGAUGUUGGUGAUCCUCUGCUCCAGCAUGAAAAAUUAUUAAGGGCUAGUUUACAGGGUGGAGAUCUUCAAUGGCUUUGCUAUUUGUCAUCAACAAGUGUUUAUGGAGAUCAUGGUGGUGAUUGGGUGGAUGAAGACAACCCGACGAAUCCCUCGAGUCAGACGGGUAAGUCGAGGAUCAAAGCUGAGGAGCAAUGGUUAAAUUUCGGUAAUGAUCUUGGCCUCUCAGCGCACGUAUUUCGGCUCGGAGGUAUCUAUGGUCCUGGUAGAAGUGCUAUCGACACAUUAAUCAAGCAAAAGUCGUUAUCCGAGCGUCAACAACGUAGAGGACGUAGACAAUACACAUCUCGAGUUCAUGUUCUCGACAUCUGCCAAGCUCUUAAAGCCUGUAUUCAAAAGCCUUCAUCCAGGAGAGUUUACAACAUAGUCGACGACGAUCCGUCUCCAAGGGAAGAAGUUUUCUCGUAUGCUCGGGAUUUGGUUAUGAAAAAGUGGCCUGGUAAAAUCGAACAGUUGUCGGAGAAGAUGGAAGCAAGUGUUAUUAAGAAUGGGAGUGGAAGGGGUGAAAAAAGAGUGUGUAAUGUACGUAUGAAAAGGGAGUUGGGAGUGAGUCUUGUGUUUUCCAGUUAUAAAUCAGGAUUGCAGAACAUAAUUGACCAAAUGGGAGAUGAUGAACCCUUCUAAAUGGAGAGACCUCCAAAUUUUUGGACCA